Plectropomus leopardus (leopard coralgrouper) is the source of this 585-nucleotide messenger RNA. Lineage: Eukaryota; Metazoa; Chordata; Actinopteri; Perciformes; Serranidae. The record is from RefSeq and is a predicted model, not a curated record.
AUGUGGUUUAUUUACUACAGAAUAACUGUGAUUUUUAAUGAGGGUGUGUGUGUGCGUGCGUGCAGGUUCCGGACGUUUCCCGGUGUGGCGGUGGGGGUGAAGAACGAGCCGAUCCUGGGCUUCACGGAGGGCAGCGCAGAGAGGAAAGAGCUGCUGCAGGCUCUGAGCGCUCUGAAGGGGAGGACGGAGGACAUCCCCUGUGUGGUCGGAGACGAGCACGUUUGGACCAAAGAUGUCAGAUUCCAGUUAUCUCCGUUCAAUCACUCGCACAAAGUGGCAAAGUUCUGUUACGCUGACAAGGAGCUGAUCAACAGAGCCAUCUUGGCAUCUAUAGCAGCGAGGAGGGAGUGGGACCUAAAACCCGUCCAGGACCGAGCCCAGAUCCUCUUCAAGGCCGCCGACGUCAUCAGCGGACCGAAGAGAGCCGAGAUCCUCGCCAAGACCAUGAUCGGACAGGGGAAGACGGUGAUCCAGGCGGAGAUCGACGCCGCUGCAGAACUGAUCGACUUCUUCCGGUUUAACGCCAAACAUGGCGUGGAGCUGGAGAGCCAGCAGCCGCUGGACGCCGAGGGGAGCACCAACACC